Molecule: messenger RNA, 2651 nt
Organism: Sus scrofa (pig)
Lineage: Eukaryota; Metazoa; Chordata; Mammalia; Artiodactyla; Suidae
Gene: SPDYC
Product: speedy/RINGO cell cycle regulator family member C
Biological process (GO): positive regulation of cyclin-dependent protein serine/threonine kinase activity
Molecular function (GO): protein kinase binding
Source: RefSeq, a predicted model, not a curated record
CACCUCACUUCCGGCGGGGCGGGGCGGGGCGGGGCGUGGACCGUACCAAGUGCCCCGGUCCCUUGUGCGCCCUGCUCAUUCUCCCUGGUGCCAAGAGCAGUAGUCCCUCCACCCUUCUGGCGUUCGUGCCCACUGUUCGAGUGAAAGAUGCGAGAGGUGGUCUGAGCGGAAUUAAGGCAACUUGGAGAGGAUUAGAGUCUCCCUAUUAGUCACAGAUGGUAUCGUCUUGGCCGCUGAGUGGACUCAACCUAGCGGCGGACUCCGGCUCUCAAAGCGGCUGGAAGGCGGCCCCCCCACUCCUCCGCGCGUUGUGCGGGCCGUACCAUUUGGAGGGGGGAGUAUGCAAGGGACAGACAUACAGGCCUAAGAGAAAUAAGAUGUCUUAGAUACUCAUUCCAGGGGGAGUCACAACAAAUUGAUAAAUUAGAUGCUUUCUAAGAGAAAUGGGUUCAGGAAAAACGACUUGUAUCCUCCUUGAUCUCCCCCAGUUGUGUGGGAGUGAGUUGGGUCUCCGUGGCUGCUAUAGAUUGGUCGAAAUGGAGUUACGCGGACCAGUAAGAAGAAGAAAGGAAAUCGGUUAACCUAUGGGAAGAGAAAAGCAGGUGAUGAGACUAUGGAGAAGCUUUUACCUUGCGGAGCUGCAGCUGGGAAGCAAGCGGUGGAGACUAACUGGAUUUACUCCUAGUAGAGGUCACUCUGCCUCCCCCCACCUCCCCACUCCCCGACUCAUGAGAUGAGUGACGCCCAAGAUCCUGCCACAGUCCCUGUCCCUGCGGUUGGCACCCAGGUGAAGCUGAGGGGCCGGAGCAGUCAAGAUGAGGGCAGAGAGUCUUUCCAUUUCCACCAGCACCAGCAACUCCAGGCCUUCCUCAGCCUUCUGGAGCACAGUUACCUCCAGGAUUUCCUCUCCAAAGAUCCCUGUUUCCAGAUUUCAGAUAAGUAUCUCCUGGCCAUGGUGCUGGUCUACUUCCGACGUGCCAACCUGAAGCUCAGCGAGUACACCCUCAGCAAUCUGUUCCUGGCACUGUACCUUGCAAAUGACAUGGAAGAAGACCUGGAGGACCCCAAAUGUGUGAUUUUUCCCUGGGCCCUGGGCCGAGAUUGGCAUCAUCGAGUGUCAUACUUCCUGCAGCAAAGGACCAAGCUGUGGGCACGCAUGGGCUUCAGGGCCUUUGUGAGCCGCCAGAGCUGCGAGGAGGUCAUGACCAAGGAGCCAACCCACUGGGCCUGGACACGGGAGCGGCGCCCCCACCACGGCAGGGCUCAAAGGAGCUACCCGAAGGCCCAGAUCCCCCUCCCCCGGGGCCCAGGCCUCUCACCACCCCACUGUCCCCUCUGUGGCGUGCCUCCUCAAUGCAGCCACUGCUGCCACCCCCCCCACCACUGCUGCCACCAGUCCCGCCCCUUGCCUGUCUCAUCCAAAUGCCCUUCCCCAAACCCUGGGCAGCGCCGCCCUCCCUUCCAAGCUAGCGUCUCAGUGGCUGAAGACCAAUGGGGCGGGGGCUUCCUCAUUGUCCUGCCCACCCAGCUGCGACUGGAGCCAGGCACCUACACCCUCCGCAGUGAGCUGGGGCUGGGAGCUGGGAGGCAGGUGUGGGGCCCAACAGAAUGGGAAGGAGGGACAUGGGGCCCGGGGUCCAGCAGGCCUGGGCACGUGACCCAGCUCUGCCACCUCCUAGCAUGUGAGCUUGGCAAGCGUCCUCUGAGCCUCUGCCCUUCUCCCCCCCAGUCCUCUCAAAGCCGCUGCUGUGCCCUCGGCGCUGACACUCCAAGGGUGAAGAACAGCCUGCUGACCUGAUGUUCUACUGGCCGUGGCCCCGCGCCCCAGCCUCCUCCAGUCUUCUUGGCCUCAGGCUGGCAGGACUGCCCAUGCUCCGCGGCCCUCUCCUCCCAACCUGCCACCUGUACCCACUGUGACCUGGCUCCUCUAAUAAACUCAUGUCCACAGGACACCAGCUGUGCUUAGGCUCAGGCCCUGGUCUGGGUCCUCAGCCCAGGGUGGGCAUAGGGAGUUAUGGGGAGAGGGGGUCUACCAGGUUCAGCUACCCGUGGUUGAGACCCAUGAACACAGGCCCUGUGAGAGCUCUUCCCCUCCCACUGGUGACCAGUCAUUCUGAGCCUCCAUCUCCCUCUUUAAUACCCAUGUGGAUGCUGGAUUCACACAGUGUAGAUGGCACAAAAUGAGAUGAGGUAUACGCAGAAGAGGGCCUGGAGCCUGCUGGACCAAAAAACCUCACAAGGAGAAUGGCUCCACAGUCAGUCUAGAAAAGCCUGCAGGGCCAGGUCUAUUUAGGAAGAACCUUAGUGCUUGCUCUGGGCUACAAUCAAAUAUGAUGGGAUUAUUAUAAUACCAAGUCCCCCACCCCAAGUAAGUAGUUCAUUAACCAGGGAGCAGGAAGACCUCCAGAAGAGCUGGCAUUUGCAUUGGGCCUUGAACAAGGUCAAGAGUGCCCAUGCUGGGGUGGCAGAGAUGAGGCACAGGAUUCUUGAAAGGCAGUCUGGAGUGGUGAUUAAAACUUAGUCUCUGGUUGGAGUUCCCAUCGUGGCUCAGCGGAAACAAAUCUGACUAGCAUCCAUGAGGACACGGGUUCGUGCCCUGGCCUCGUUCAGUGAGUUAAGGAUCUGGUGUUGCCGUGAGCUGUGGCUCAGAU